AUGUCGGACCAGGAGAACCGCCAUCCUCGCGCCUAUCCACAGUCUCCCGGUGUGUCGCAUGGCCAAUCUCAGCCUCAUCCUCAGCCAGGAACCCAAGCUCCGUCGCAGCAGUACGCCACACAGUAUCCCACCGGCCCUCACUUCGCGAGCCAGAAACCGCACGCCCAGAUGCAGCGGUCGCCCAGCUACCAGGCCGGAGACGAUACAAGCUAUUUCGAUGACGCUGCACGCUCAGCUGGCGGAGUCAGCUCGUCCCAAUACCCGUACCAUGACGGCCGCGGAGGGGGCAGUGUGCGUGGAUCGCAAGCGAAUAACUUCGGCUCGAGGCACUCGCAGUUCUCGGUCGGGAGCUCUCAGCACUCUGCGGUGAGCCAGGCUUCCUCGCAUGGCUCCUCUGCCUUGUCCGGCUACCAGCACCAGUACCAAGCUCCGAAUUCUGCCUCUCCAGGUCAGCAGCCGGCCUACAAUCCGCAGCAGUUCUCGCACCCUCCUGCUCCCGUGCCCCAACAGGCGAGCUAUAACCCCCAGGCAUUCUCGUCCAUCGGUGGCUCGCAGUACUCCAGCCAGCAGCCGCUGCAGACCUAUAACCCUGCCGCAUACCAAUCUUCGCCCUCGGUGGGCUCCUUUCAGUCGUCUCCCGGUGUAAACUGGUCUGCAGGCACGCCAGUUCAGUCAUCGUACCCUUCCAUCUCGCCAUCAUACUUCCCAUCUUCCCAUGUUGUGCCCACUUCGCCGGUUCCCAUGUCGGCCCGCCCUACGGACAGCUACAACAAUUAUUACCAGCCAAGUCACCAUCAUCAAACGUAUCCACCAAUUGCUUCUCAAACCACUGCCGCUACCCCGGUAUCCGCUCAUCCUUCGGCGUAUUCGUCCUUUCCCUACCCCACUCAGUCUACUCAUUCGCAGUCGACGGUGUCUUAUGGCACAGAGGCAACGAGUGAGCGGCCCAGAAGGUAUUCUUCCGUAAAGCCCACCGCGCAAACUCCCGAGAAUCAGUACUUGCCUAGUCCGCCUCCCCACGGUAUGGCUCUUCAGGAUGCAGGCUACCGGCCUGCCAGUAAACCGACCUAUUCAAUGUCAUCUUCCUCUGGGAGCCCCGCUCCUCCUCCACCUCCGGUACAUCACAGCUCGCAGCCAUUACCCCAACGUACUGAUACCUUGACCCGUCAUCCGCAUUCAAGACCACUCCCUGGCCCACCGUCUGAGUAUGAAGGCGGGGUUGGUUCUACGACAGGACGAAACGGCAGGGAUCAGACAGACCCAAGUUACGAUGACAUUAUUAAAGAGGUAGAGGCCGCCGUAAUGGAAGGGAGGCCAGACACGACCAGGCGACACAGUUCACGAGCAAGACGGCCUCUUCCACAGCAGCCUCCUAUUCAAGAAUCUGAUGAUGCCGCUUAUCCAACUUCUGCUGUAUCUCCAGGCGUGCAAUUACUACCUGACGAAGUCCAAACGCAUACCAAUGGAGGAAAUAUCAGCUCCACUGGGACAGGACAGUACGUCAACUAUAAUGCCUAUAGUGACGAUAGUGAUGCAGAAGUGGCGGCUGGUCUGGAGGCGUUGCGGAUGGCAGAUGAAGAAGAAGCUGCUAUGCGUACUCGGCGGAAUACCCACACAUCAACCACUAGCUCGUUCGGAUACCAGCACCAAGAACCGCCUCCACUUCCUUCAGCCACGGUGCCACCCGCUGAUUCCAGCAGUGAUAGUGAUUUUGCCAUGCAUGAUAUAGGUCUCUAUGGUGGAGGAUAUAGUGCAGACAUGCAUUACGGAGAGGACACUUUAGUGCAAGGUGGUCCCACGGGAGCUCUAGCCAACCAUCCACCACCAGAAGGCAGGGCCAGUACUGCUAAUCAGUACGAUUACCCCAGCAUUGAUCAAGACUCUAUACAUCCGUUCCCAUCAAUCGAAGCCACGGCCAGGGUCGAUGCUGUUGGCACAGGUGGGCUCUCCGAACCAUCGGGCGGCCGUAGAAUGAGCUUCGAACGCGGCGACGAAGCCGCUCUCAGAAGGCCAUCUUCAAUUACAAGCUCCCUCAGUGAUAUGCCGGGAGAAGGGGAGCCACAGGACCUGUUUUUCCACCCGGGAAUGAGUUCCAGGCCUCUACCGCCACCUCCAGUCCCGGCAGGAACCCAUAAUCUACUCCCGCAUCUCAUGCCUGCAGGCACAUAUCGCUCUAAUGAACAGACUGGUCAAAUACCACUUGACCCAUAUAACAUGCCCCCAUAUCCUACUUCGCCUGACACAUAUUCUCAUUCCCAAUCCACUUCAGCCGUUCCCCGCUCGACAUCCCUAUCAGAUCAUACAACCACCCAUAGAACUGCGGACGCCAUCAUCCGGUCGAAAACUGACGCCGAUAAAGCCAAAUCCAAGCAAGCUGCCUACGACUCUUCCAUGUCUACCCCGUCAGUUACUCUUGAUCUACCAGUACUCCCUGCCGGAAAACGGAAGAAGUUUCACCCCACCAAGCUAUCUAGCGAGCAGUUCAGAAAGUGUUCCGAGCCGUGGGCAAUAAGCGCCAUUGUCUCGUGGAUAAGGGAUUUAGCGGAAGACGAGGCAGACUUGAAAGAACAUUCGAUCGUCGAUGCAAUUGUUGCCUUACUUACCCACAAAGUUCCAACCAUGAAUACUGCUGACGCUGAAACCCUCAGUGAGCGGGUCGUCAGGAGCAUGCUCGCCGCAGGAGCCCUGAUCAAGGAUGAAGAAUGGGUCAAAUUUGGCCCGGGCUCGCUUUCUGGUGUCCUAUGGCAGAUUACUGGACAAGGGUGCUAUUCAUCUCGUCUCCAUAAUCAAGAGUAUGAUAUUUUCGGACGAUGCUACUCAUACCACUGCAUGAGGACCUUGAAGAAAAUCAAUCUCAAGAUGGUAGAAGCGCAGAAAAAGGCAGAAGACUGGGCAACGUUUUACAAGAUUGGCAAGGAAGUCUUCUCUACUCACUCUAAGAAGGAGAUUGACCGUCAAAACAAUUUACACGAAAUUGUCACCACUGAAGACUCCUAUAUUGCACAGCUUGAUGUCCUGCGGACCCUUUAUCGGGAUACUCUCGCGUCAUCUCAACCAGCAGUUAUUAACCCUAAACGUCUCGAUAGGUUCUUGAGAGACGUUUUCGGAAAAGUGGAUGCAGUAAAGCGGGUGAAUGAGGAGUAUCUGCUUGCUCAGUUGAAGUAUAGACAAAAGGAGCAAGGCCCGUUCAUUGUCGGUUUCAGUGACAUUUUCCGAGAAUGGAUUCGAAAGGCCAAAGCUGCGUACACAGAAUAUGCAGCAACAUUCCCAAAUGCCAAUUAUCUUGUCCGCCGCGAAGCUGAAACAAACAUGCUCUUCCGCUCAUUCUUGAAUCAGGCACGUGAGAACAGAUUGUCAAACAGGCUGAGUUGGGACACGUACUUGAAAGCACCCAUUACUCGCAUUCAGCGUUACACCCUUCUCUUGAACACCGUUUAUAAGAACAUGGAAAAAGAUUCAGAAGAGAAAGCGAAUCUACUACAAGCUAUCGAGGAAAUCAAGCUUGUGGCUUUGGACUGCGACAACAAAGUUGGAGAAAUGACGAAAAAAAUGGACCUUAAAGAACUAGGCUCGAAACUGCAAUUAAGACCUGAAAUGAAGUCAGUCGUCGAACUCAACCUUGAACAUCUUGGUCGUGAAAUUAUACAUCAAGGUGACCUGCAAAGGCCAAGGACAAAGAGAUUCAAUUGGGUCGAUAUCCGGGCCAUCCUCUUCGAUCAUUAUCUUGUCCUGGCUAAGAUUGUGAUUCACAGGGAUGCGGCGGGUGUAAAGCAUGAGACAUUCGAUGUCUCUAAACUCCCUAUACCUAUGGAUCUACUAACUUUAGUUAGCACCAACGAUGAUCCAGUCGUUAGGUCUGCAGUCAAGGGUAUUGCUCCGGCUAAUCCUCGGACUGGUGCGCCAGGUGGCCUUGUACAUGCUGCAACUGCUCCUCAGGCGAAUUCUCCAGCUCCAGGCGCAGCUGGGAGAUCGGUUACCACCACGGUUUUGGAAAACUCCAGAGACGAGAAAAUUCUAUAUCCUUUUAGGAUUAAGCAUCUUGGAAAACGGGACGUUUACUUUCUGUACGCUCCAACAGCACAAUCACGACAAGAGUGGUGUGAAAAGAUUUACGAGGCAAAGACCAAACAUGCCGCCGCUCUUUAUGCUCAGAAUGCCGAGCCAUUCAGGAUGCGAGUGCUAUCCGACUCCGCUUUCGCUUACUCGGACCAGGCCGUUCCCCCCAGGAGCGCGAUCAUCAAGGGGACCCCUCUCGAUAGAGCAAUUAGGGAGGUAGAGAAGAAGUAUGAACGCAACUUAUCCCGGCCUCUACCUGUUUGCAGGGCUACUGUCAACUGCGCAACCGUGUUUCAACAGCCUCCGGGCAAUAUGAUGUGUGCAAUUGGUACGGAUUAUGGCGUCUAUAUAUCUGCAUACGAUGAUCCUCGAGGGUGGACAAAGGGAAUUUCAAUGUUGCGUGUCACACAAAUCGCCAUCUUUGAAGAAUUCAACCUUUUCCUCUUGAUUUCUGACAAGUCCCUGAUUGGAUAUCACCUGGACUCGAUCUGCCCUGUCAAUGGCACUGUUCAGGCUGACUCACAGCGACGCGCACCACAAAAACUGUCAGGUAACCGAGAAGUAGGUUUUUUCGCCGCAGGGCGUAUGAAGGACCGAGCUUUGGUAUUUUACAAGAAGCGAGAUGGCAUAUCCUCGACAUUCAAGGUCUUGGAACCCGUCCUUCAAAAGUCGUCCUCAACUCGCUCUCGUUUCCUGUCUCGACGAGGCCAAACUGAAUUUUUCCGUGAUUAUGACGAUUUCUAUAUUCCCGCGGAGAGUUAUGGCAUCAACCUUUUCCAAACAUCUCUGGCCAUCUCCACGUCCAGAGGCGUUGAAGUCCUUACCCUAGAUAAGAAGCACCCAUGGUCUGUACCGAACCUUAAGUCUGAGCAGGCAGACGUCCAAUCGCACCUUACCAGCAUCGCAAACAGGGUAAAGGACCUCAGGCCUCUCGGAAUGUUCCGCCUUAGCGACAGUGAGUUCCUUGUUGCUUUCCAGGAAUGCGCCGUAUAUGUCAACAAACACGGAGACGUCAGCCGAAGUGUGGUCAUGGAAUUUGUCGGCAUUGCUCACGCGGCUUGUAUAUGCGGAAAGUUCCUCCUUUUGUUCAACGAGGAUUUUGUUGAAGUCCGAAACGCAAUGAACGGUCGUCUUCGACAGGUCAUAGCUGGAAGAAAUGUGACACUGUUAGAUGAUGGUGGUAACGGAGGUGGUGCCGCUGAACACCCCGCAAGUGCACUAGGCGGCUCAAAUUUCAAUGAUGCAGCUUCUUCCACGACAGGAGCGGGCCGUAACGGUCUUGGAAUAUCAACCGGCUUUGGCACAGUUGCUCGUACUGUCAAGAUCUGUAUGCAGCAUCCCGAACGCGAGAGAAGCCAGAUCGUACUGGAGCUAUUGGAAAACGAAGGACAGAAAGACUAA
This is a messenger RNA of Arthroderma uncinatum, 5457 nucleotides long. RefSeq names its product Rho1 guanine nucleotide exchange factor 3. NCBI's taxonomy places the organism in Eukaryota, Fungi, Ascomycota, Eurotiomycetes, Onygenales, Arthrodermataceae. Gene Ontology annotation, molecular function: guanyl-nucleotide exchange factor activity. The coding region runs from base 1 to 5457 and encodes 1818 amino acids. The transcript is spliced from 3 exons. The record is from RefSeq and is a predicted model, not a curated record.